Molecule: messenger RNA, 2191 nt
Organism: Ooceraea biroi (clonal raider ant)
Lineage: Eukaryota; Metazoa; Arthropoda; Insecta; Hymenoptera; Formicidae
Product: UDP-glucuronosyltransferase 1-9
Molecular function (GO): UDP-glycosyltransferase activity
Source: RefSeq, a predicted model, not a curated record
CGAUGCCCCACCAGCGCGUUAUCUCCUCUAUUGUAACGUAUCUUUCCUCUGGCGGGAGUUGUUCACACGCGUUCAUGGGGGAUUGACGGUCAGUAUACUCGUGGAAGACGCUGUGAAAGAAACCGACAUCGAUAACCGACAUCUUGGAGACAAUUCGCCCAUUUCGUCAGCUCGUGCAACUCGAUACUCAAUCGUCGUGUUAUCGAACAAUAGUAAUCUAACAGCUCGGACAGCGUGUGCUGCUAUCUGCUUACAACUAUUAGUAGCAGUUCCCAGUGUACCAUUACCGAUUACGUAAGACUGAUUUACAUUGCUGAACAGUGUCAGAUGUAAGAUACAUUGACGCAGAGAACGUAGCACAGUCAGUAAAUCAGUAUGAGAGUCCUGUUAUCGGUUCUUUUGGCGAUCCUGGCCUGCGAUCAGAUCGCUAAUGGUUACCGGAUUCUUGGCGUGUUUCCACUCAAUGGCAAGAGCCAUUGGGUCAUGAUGGAGCAACUGAUGAAGGGUCUGGCGAGUCGUGGUCAUCAGGUGGACGUGAUCACGCACUUCCCGUUGAAGAAACCGAUACCCAAUUACACGGAAAUCAACCUGGCCGGCAGUCUGCCUCAAGUCAUGAACAAUUUGACCGCGGACGACGUCAGGAGGUUCGACUCCUCGUCCAAGUACAUGUUAACUUACCUAGCUGGAACGAAGAUCUGCGAGUUAUUGAAUCAUCCGAAACUGAAGGACCUCGUCGAAAAUCCGCCGCAAGAUCCCCCUUAUGAUAUCGUUAUUGUAGAGUUGUUCGCAGCACCAUGCUACCUGGCCUUCGGCCGUCAUCUCGGUGUCCCUAUGGUGGGCACGGUGACCAGCGCUCUCCACAGCUGGCUCGAUAACUUGUCCGGCAAUCCGCCCAGCCUGGCCUUCGUCCCAAAUUUAUUCUCCACGUUCACCCAGCAAAUGAGCUUCAAAGAACGCCUGAUAAACGUCCUGAUGUUCUUCGGGGUCAACACGCAGAUAAACCACUACACGAAUUCCCAGACGCACUACGUAAAGGAGAGCUUUGGCUUGGACGUGAGACAUAUCACGGAACUGCAUCGCGAUAUAUCCCUGUACCUGGUAAAUUCUCACCACUCAUUGAACGGGAUCAGACCGAUGACCCCUAGCGUGGUCGAGAUCGGCGGUUUGCAUCUCAGGGAUGACGGACACCUGGAACCGGAAGUGCAAAAAUGGUUGGACGAGAGCGAGCAUGGCUGCGUCUAUUUUACAUUCGGAUCCAUGGUGAGGAUCGAGUCCUUUUCUAAAAAACUGAUGCAACAGAUGUACAGGUCUUUUGAGAAAAUCGCACCGGUUCGCGUACUGAUGAAGAUCGCGAAGAAAGAAGACCUGCCACCUGGAUUACCGAAGAAUGUCAUGACGCAAUCCUGGUUUCCACAAAUGUCGGUUCUCAAGCACAAAAAUACACGAGCUUUCAUUACGCACGGCGGACUCAUGGGAACGCAGGAGGCGAUCGCUUGCGGAGUUCCCAUGAUUGGCAUCCCUCUGUUUGCCGAUCAGCGCAUCAACAUCAAUAAUUACGUCAACAAAAAAGUGGCCAUCUCGCUCAAGUCGAUAGACGACGUUACCGAGGAGAAAUUAACUUCGGCAUUAAAUACCAUCCUGAAGGAUCCCUCCUAUCGCGAAAAUAUACAGCAACUGUCGAAGUUGUUCCUUGAUCGACCGAUGAGCGCCUUGAACACGUCUAUAUAUUGGGUGGAAUACGUCGCAAAAUACGGAAAUGUGCUUCAAUCACCAGCUCUUCAGCUGUAUUGGUGGCAAUGGAACCUACUGGACAUUUUCGCCUUCAUAUUCGCCGUAAUUGCCACGGUGCUGUACAUCGCGCUGUACAUCCUCCGAAAAUUGAAGAAUUAUCUUUUAUUCGGAUCUCGCGCUUGUGCAAAUAAAAGUGGCGCAGCGCUCAAAUCGAAGAAGAACAAAUGAAAAACGAAAAAAGGAGUUUUAAUGAGUGAUAUUGGGUUAACUCUCUGUUCUUGUUCUAGUAAAUUGCGAAUUUACAAGUUUGUAGAGCGACACGUUUUUCCUUGGUAUUUGUGAAAAUGCCAAGCCUUCCUAGUACGCUUCAGAAGAAAUUUGUUAACGAAAGAGUUUUCAACGAUUUUAUAUAGAGUAUUAUGUAUAACAUCUUAAUAAAGUUCAUUUUUAAUUGAUUAUA